Molecule: messenger RNA, 1137 nt
Organism: Ascochyta rabiei
Lineage: Eukaryota; Fungi; Ascomycota; Dothideomycetes; Pleosporales; Didymellaceae
Exons: 1
Coding region: 1-1137 (378 amino acids)
Source: RefSeq, a predicted model, not a curated record
AUGCUGAUUCGUAAGCCGCGUGUUCGGUUCCAAUGGCAGAGCAAGAAAGGCAAGCGGGACGAUGCCGGGAAGGCACAGCGCGAGCCUGUGAGGACCAUUCACGUCGGCAACCCGGAAACGACACUGUUCGAGGGAAUUGGCGAAGCGUCACUAUUCGCAAGGAAACGGGUUCCAUCCGUUGAUGAGCUUGGCACUAUCUUGCGCAGCAAUCUGAGCACUUCGCUCGCUGCAGCGAGAGCUUCCUCAGUGAAGCACAGUGCGACUUAUCCGCCAUCGACACCGACUGGCAACGUGGUAGCACAACCUCAUGAGCGCGAUGAUGAUCCUCCAGCUUCGUUCUUGGAGUUGGCGCCCAUGUACCGACCGGUCGACGACCAUCUCGUGCCAACGGACUCCCGUGGUAUCAUGGACGACGAAGGUAACGGAGACGAUGGACCGCCGGCAUCUCUGUUGGCCACAACAGCAAUCUACCGGCCAGUCAACGAUCGCCUCGAGCCAGCAGCUCAAGACCUAACGACUGCUGUAUCUAUUGCGGAAUCCUGCGCCAUUGAGGACGAUGACGACCCUCCGGCAUCUCUUUUAGUAGAGAAUCGAGAAUCGUUGAUGAAUUACAUCAAAUCAGCACCACGGUCAGGAACAGAACCUCUCCAGCCGUCUAAGUGUCACCUUACCUUGUUACAGAAAGUCGUUGGACUCUUUGCCGGUCGUCGACAGUGUUCAUUCAUCAGCGAAGACAGGCCGGAAAUCGUUUCCAAUCAGUCCAAAGUCCAAAAGCCAUCCUCACCAACUGCCACCAAUCUACCUUCUGCUCCGCUAUCUCGACGGAUAGUAUCUGACCCGAACCUACCGCUUCGAAAAUCCAUUCCUCGGAGAAAUCUGCCUUUGUCCCCUCCAAUCCUCGUCACCCAUCAUCCAUACCGCCCAUUGCAAGAAAAUCUUGAUGAGCCCUUCAUCGCACCAGCAAAAGAGCACGAUUACACGGGUGACUACUCGGUGGCUCAAGACGUCUUCAAUCCCGCAGAGAUCCACCAAGGGUUUGCAUCACCAACCAGCCCUGUGUCAGCUACACUAGCGAUCCGCCGCCAGAACUCUGCCGCAAUGCUGCUCGACCGCGACGCAACAGCCUGGGGGAAAUGA